This is a messenger RNA of Enhydra lutris kenyoni (northern sea otter), 3826 nucleotides long. RefSeq names its product inositol polyphosphate-4-phosphatase type I A. Gene Ontology annotation, molecular function: phosphatidylinositol-3,4-bisphosphate 4-phosphatase activity. The transcript is spliced from 26 exons. The coding region runs from base 231 to 3098 and encodes 955 amino acids. The record is from RefSeq and is a predicted model, not a curated record. Lineage: Eukaryota; Metazoa; Chordata; Mammalia; Carnivora; Mustelidae. Gene Ontology annotation, cellular component: cytoplasm.
GGGACCUAGGACGGCGGGGCAGCAGGGCGCGGGCGCCGCGGGCCGGGGAGCGCCAGAUGAUGGAUUUGGAUGUGCUUCUAUGAAGAAAUGCCACGUGUCUCAACUGGUCCAAGAACAAACAUGUCCAGACUACUGCCACCUUAGGGGACUAGGGGUUGUUGACAGCGCUUCCCGGGGAAUCAGGCGUGGUCUGACCCAGGAACAGCAAGCACGUCAUCACCAAUGACAUCAUGACAGCAAGAGAGCACAGCCCUCGCCAUGGCGCCAGGGCCCGUGCGAUGCAGCGGGCUUCCACCAUUGAUGUGGCAGCUGACAUGUUGGGCCUCUCUCUGGCAGGAAAUAUACAAGAUCCAGAUGAGCCCAUUUUAGAAUUCAGCUUAGCUUGCAGUGAGUUGCACACUCCAUCGCUAGAUCGAAAACCAAAUAGUUUUGUAGCUGUGAGUGUCACCACCCCUCCUCAGGCAUUCUGGACGAAACACGCACAGACGGAGAUCAUUGAGGGAACCAACAAUCCAAUAUUUCUAAGCAGUAUUGCCUUUUUUCAAGACUCUCUUAUCAAUCAGAUGACCCAAAUCAAACUCUCCGUGUAUGAUGUCAAAGAUCGAUCUCAGGGAACAAUGUAUUUACUGGGCUCCGGAACAUUCAUUGUCAAAGAUCUGCUCCAGGACAGACAUCAUAGGUUGCAUUUAACACUAAGAUCUGCAGAGAGUGACCGCGUGGGUAACAUCACUGUGAUCGGCUGGCAGAUGGAGGAGAAGUCGGACCAGCGGCCCCCUGUGACCCGGUCUGUGGACACCGUCAAUGGGCGGAUGGUUCUCCCGGUUGAUGAGAGCUUGACAGAGGCACUGGGAAUCCGAUCCAAGUAUGCUUCGUUGCGAAAAGACACUUUACUGAAAUCGGUGUUUGGCGGCGCCAUCUGCCGCAUGUACCGGUUCCCCACCACGGACGGCAACCACCUGCGGAUCCUGGAGCAGAUGGCAGAGAGCGUGCUGUCCUUGCACGUGCCCCGGCAGUUCGUGAAGCUCCUACUAGAAGAAGAUGCGGCCAGAGUGUGUGAGCUGGAGGAGUUGGGGGAUCUGUCCCCUUGCUGGGAGAGCCUCCGGCGCCAGAUUGUCACUCAGUACCAGACCAUCAUCCUCACAUACCAGGAGAACCUGACUGACCUCCAUCAAUACAAAGGUCCCUCGUUUAAAGCGAGCAGUUUGAAAGCAGAUAAAAAGUUAGAAUUUGUUCCCACAAACUUGCACAUACAGAGGAUGAGAGUUCAAGACGAUGGGGGGUCAGAUCAGAACUAUGACAUCGUCACCAUCGGAGCGCCAGCAGCACACUGCCAAGGUUUUAAGUCAGGAGGUCUCCGCAAAAAGCUGCACAAAUUCGAAGAGACCAAGAAGCACAGUUUUGAGGAGUGUUGUACACCAUCCAGCUGCCAGUCCAUAAUCUACAUACCACAGGACAUCAUCAGAGCCAAGGAGAUCAUUGCCCAGAUCAAUACCCUGAAAACCCAAGUGAGUUACUAUGCAGAGCGGCUCUCAAGGGCGGCUAAGGACAGGUCUGCCACUGGCCUCGAAAGGACCCUUGCCAUCCUUGCUGACAAGACCCGGCAGCUGGUCACCGUGUGUGACUGCAAACUGCUGGCCAACUCCAUCCAUGGGCUGAAUGCAGCACGGCCCGACUACAUUGCCUCCAAGGCCUCCCCAACGUCGAGUGAGGAGGAGCAGGUGAUGCUUAGGAACGACCAGGACACCCUCAUGGCCAGGUGGACGGGGAGGAACAGCCGUUCUUCUCUGCAGGUGGACUGGCACGAGGAGGAGUGGGAGAAAGUGUGGCUGAAUGUGGACAAGAGCCUGGAGUGCAUCAUUCAGCGGGUGGACAAGCUGCUGCAGAAGGAGCGCCUGCAUGGCGAGGGCUGUGAGGAUGUCUUCCCUUGCGCGGGCAGCUGUACCAGCAAGAAAGAUUGCAGCCCCCCUCCUGACGAGUCCAGCCCAGGAGAAUGGAGCGAGGCUCUUUACCCCCUGCUGACCACCCUCACAGACUGCGUGGCCAUGAUGAGCGACAAGGCCAAGAAGGCGAUGGUGUUCCUGCUUAUGCAGGACAGCGCCCCCACCAUAGCCACGUACCUGAGUCUGCAGUACCGCCGUGAUGUGGUCUUCUGCCAGACGCUGACUGCUCUCAUCUGCGGCUUCAUCAUCAAGCUGAGGAACUGCCUGCAUGACGACGGCUUCCUGCGGCAGCUCUACACCAUCGGGCUGCUGGCCCAGUUCGAGAGCCUGCUUAGCACCUACGGUGAGGAGCUGGCCAUGCUGGAGGACAUGAGCCUUGGAAUCAUGGACCUGAGGAACGUGACCUUCAAAGUCACUCAGGCCACUUCUAAUGCAUCGACUGACAUGCUGCCUGUCAUCACGGGAAAUCGGGAUGGCUUUAACGUGCGGAUCCCUCUGCCGGGCCCGCUGUUCGACGCCCUGCCUCGGGAGAUCCAGAGCGGCAUGCUGCUGCGGGUGCAACCUGUCCUCUUCAAUGUGGGGAUCAACGAGCAGCAGACGCUGGCUGAGAGGUUUGGAGAUACGUCUUUACAAGAAGUUAUCAAUGUGGAAAGUUUGGUGCGGUUAAACUCCUACUUUGAGCAGUUUAAGGAAGUUUUGCCUGAGGAUUGCCUACCUCGAUCUCGGAGCCAGACAUGCCUGCCAGAGCUGCUGCGUUUUCUGGGCCAGAACGUACAUGCCAGGAAGAAUAAGAACGUCGACAUUCUCUGGCAAGCCGCUGAGGUCUGCCGCCGCCUUAACGGGGUCCGGUUCACCAGCUGCAAGAGCGCCAAGGACCGCACGGCCAUGUCAGUGACGCUGGAGCAGUGCCUGAUCCUGCAGCAUGAGCACGGCAUGGCCCCACAGGUGUUCACCCAGGCCCUGGAGUGCAUGCGCAGCAUUGGAACACGGGAGGUAGUCACCCAGAAGAACUUGAGCGGCCUGGUGCCCAUCCGAGACUUAAGACUAGACCCCAGCCUCCUUUGUUCCAUCCCUUUGUUAGCCCUGAGCCCCAAUUUACUGAUUGUGUGGCUCUUCCUCAGCAUAGCAUACCUGGUGACCAAAUUGCGUUGCAAAUGAGUACCAUUGCGAAAAGCAGUACUAAGUCACAAGAAAAACAAAAGUGCCAGAGUAUGUCCAGCCACCUGUGUACCUGACUGGACAGAAGGAAUGUGUCAGAGCGUGGUCUGCCGAGAAAUAUUUCAUGCCUUACAGUUUGACGUUUUGUUGUUCUGAACUGUAAAUACCUGCCAAAUUAUCUCACCGAGAGGACUCGUGAGUUUAAAUGCCAUCGAGUUUUCAGUGCUUGUAACACGUCCUUACAGUGCCCUGUCACUGCACUGUUUAGCCGGCCUGGAGUUAACUUGUACCAAAUCUCUCACCUUCUGAUGUAAAACUGUUUAUUACCUGUAUAUUUCCUGUGCCCUGUUUCUGAGAGAAGGGCCUCUGUCUGAAGAGAAUUUGUAUAUUUGAUACUAUUCUUUAAUGUACCGCUAACCUUUCCUUUCCUUCUGAAGAGAAACAAAAAUGAUAGACGCUUUAUAACCGACCUAUCUAGAUCCACCUAUUCAAUAGGACGUGUACUUUCUGCUUUCAUUUCAAAGCAUAGUCCCUGAACUUACAGUAGCAAACACUUUGCAGAAUCGUAACAUUCCUUGCUUGUGUUUAUAAUUUCCGGUUUGAGACACCCCAAAGCUGUGACCGAGUUGCCCGUUGUACCCAGUCAGGCACAUUAAAGUAACAUACUGCAUGUGACUUUCAACUUACUCUUUGAAAUCUUUAAGGAUCACUAGACUGGUUACAGGAAU